CUUUUCAGGCAGAAACCGGUGAAUCGGUGAAAGCGGCCAAGCCCUCCCUGCAUCUCAUUACUGCUUUAAGCUUCUUCUAUUUUCCUUUAAACUUGAAGGAAUUGACGGCAGAGACGCGGACGGAAGGCGCAUGCAGUGUGGCCAUGCUGAGAGAGCAGCCGGCGUGGGGUUAGGAUGUCUGACGAUGAAGAGGAACAGCUGAACCAGAGGAAGAGUGAAAGAGAGAUCUGCUUCAUCAGUGAUGACAAUAGAGAUUAUGGAAGUGAUGAAGAAUGGUUUCAUGACCAGUCCCACAGCGCCCCCUUCAGGUCGGAGAAUGAGGCUCAGGGUGGCGAUCCGGCUGUGUGGCAGUGCACCCCUCCCCCAUCUACCUCGCCUUCGGCGGAGACGCCGCACCACCCACCCACCUCGCAGUCCUUGUCCAGACCCCACUCUAGGCCGGCAAGCCAAAGCCACGCCCCUCCCUCCGCCCUGACGGGAACCAAGAAGAGGAGCUCCAAGCCGGCCCACAUGAGACGAAACAUCAGGAAAUUGUUGAGGGAACAUCAGUUAGAUGCAGUGACCAAAGUCGCCCAGCAGGAGGAGCUAGAGCGAAGGCAACGUCUGGAAGAUCAAAGGAAGCAGGAUUUUCCCGUACCGCUACUGCCUGAAUACACAACCGUUUCUGACUUACAUGUUGCAUUCUUCAUGUCCCCGUCCUCAGGCGAUGUUACUCAGCAUGUGCCCUCAUCGUCUGCAUCAGUGUCAUUCCAGCAAAAAGUAAAGUCCACCAGACAGGAUGGGAUGUGCCUGGAGUCCAGCAGCACGAGUAUCAGCACAGAUAAAUGCAAGACUGACACACUCACCUCUGCAGCAACAGUGCAAACACAAAAAACAGAAAUAAUAGAUUUGAGGACAGAUGACCAUGACACUGUUGCUCAAGUCUCCAAAGAGGAAGAAGAGAGUGAGCCUAGUGGUGCACAUGCCAACGAUACCCAGAACCAACCAGACGCCCAAGGCAGGGUGCUCGUCAACCUCAACCAUCCAGAGGCAGAUGAGGACAUUUUCCUGUCACCACAGCUGGCGCGAGCAGUCAAACCUCACCAGAUCGGUGGAAUCCGUUUCCUGUACGACAACUUGGUGGAGUCCCUGGAGCUCUUCAGCAACAGCAGCGGCUUUGGCUGCAUCCUGGCUCACAGCAUGGGCUUAGGCAAAACGCUUCAGGUCAUCUCCUUCAUCGACGUCUUGUUCAGGCACACUCAAACUCACACUGUGCUCGCCAUCGUACCGGUGAACACACUGCAGAACUGGCUGUCAGAGUUCAACACAUGGGUCCCUCCUCCUGAAGCAUUACCUCCAGACACUGAUCCUGCAUUGGUUGCACCGCGUGCAUUUAAAGUUCACAUCCUCAACGAUGAACACAAAAACACAGCGUCUAGGGCCAAGGUGGUGGAGGACUGGUCUCGGGAUGGUGGUGUCCUGCUGAUGGGUUACGAAAUGUACCGUCUCCUGUCUUUGAAGAAGAGCUUUGUGGCUGGGCGGAAGAAGAGGAGCAAAAAGACCGGAGCACCUGAUAUCAUAAACCUGGAUGAAGAAGACAGACAGCAGCAACUUCUAAAAGGUGUUGAGAAAGCUCUUUCCCGACCCGGUCCAGAUGUGGUGAUCUGUGAUGAAGGACAUCGCAUUAAGAACUGCCACGCCAGCACGUCUCAGGCCCUAAAGAACAUACGAACCCGGCGGCGUGUAGUAUUGACCGGCUACCCGCUCCAGAACAAUCUCAUCGAGUACUGGUGCAUGGUCGACUUUGUCCGUCCCGACUUUCUAGGAACAAGACAGGAGUUCAGUAACAUGUUUGAGCGACCCAUCCUUAAUGGACAGUGUGUGGACAGCACGCCCCAGGAUGUCCAGCUGAUGAGGUACAGGAGCCACGUCCUCCACAGCCUGCUGGAAGGCUUUGUGCAGAGACGAGGCCAUGAUGUCUUGAGGGAUCAACUUCCCUCUAAGGACGAGCAUGUGAUCCUGGUGCGUCUGUCUCCCCUGCAGAGGGCACUCUACACUGAGUUCAUGAACCGCUUCAGAGAGGCAGGGAACACCGGCUGGCUCAGCCUCAACCCCCUGAAAGCCUUUUGUGUCUGCUGCAAGAUUUGGAAUCAUCCAGACGUGCUGUACGAAGCUUUGCAGAAAGAAAACCUGGCAAGUGAGCAGGAUUUGGACCUUGACGACAUCACAUCCACUUCACAGGGCAGAUGUCCGACGGCAGCACCGGCUCCAAAGUCAAAGAGUUUGGACAACACAGAUCCAAUCUGUGGACUGAGUCUGAACCAGCUGCAGGAAAAAGCCAAUCAGGUCAUCACGUAUGAGUGGGCGAAAGAACUGAUGUGUGACUAUAAGCCUGGCAUCCUGGAGAACUCAGCAAAGAUGGUGCUUCUGUUCCACCUGAUAGAGGAAAGUGUCAGGAAAGGAGACAAAAUCCUUGUGUUCAGUCAGAGUUUGUCCACACUUACUGUGAUCGAGGAUUUCUUGGCCAAGAGACCAGUGCCUCCUUCACCAAAUCCAACCGACAAAGACCGACCCAACCAGAACUGGGUCCGCAAUCUCAACUACUACAGACUGGAUGGAAGCACAACAGCUUCAGAGAGAGAAAGGCUGAUAAAUCAGUUCAAUGAUCCGACCAAUACCUCAGCCUGGGUUUUCCUACUUUCAACCAGGGCUGGUUGUCUGGGUGUGAACCUGAUUGGAGCGAACCGAGUGGUAGUGUUUGACGCCUCUUGGAACCCCUGCCAUGAUGCCCAGGCUGUGUGUCGCGUGUACCGCUACGGACAGAGAAAACCGUGUAACAUCUACCGCCUGGUGUGCGACUUCACUCUGGAGAAAAAAAUUUAUGAUCGUCAAAUCUCCAAGCAGGGAAUGUCUGACCGUGUUGUGGACGACCUGAACCCUGUGCUGAAUUUCACCAGGAGGGAAGUCGAGUCCCUUCUUCACUUUGUGGAGGAGGAACUUGAUCCAUUCCAGGUCCGGCUGCUGCCUGGAGAAAUCAGGGAGAGCGUUCUGCAGAGAGCUUUGCAUCUCUACUCCCACCUAAUCACCAAGCAACCCUUCCCCCAUGAGUCCCUCCUGAUAGACCGCAGGGAGCUAAAACUGAGCAGCGCUGAGAAGAAAGCCGCCAAGAAGGGCUAUGAGGAGGAGAAGAGGGCGUCUGUGCCGUACACACGUCCGUCCUACGCUCACUAUUACCCUGCCAGUGAUCAGAGCCUCACCAACAUCCCUGCUUUCAGCCAGAGGAACUGGCGCCCUCCCACUCGCACAGAGGAGAAACCAGUGGCAAGCGUCCGGCCAGUUCAGUCUGCAUCAGCUCCCAUGAUGCCCCGCCAUGUGGCUGCGGGUUCAGCCCAAGACCGCGGCUCCUCUUCAUCCAGCCUUGGAGGCUUCCCUGUCAACUGCCUGCAAAAAGCUGGGGUGUUUGUGCAAAAGAUCGUCACCACUACUGACAUAGUGAUUCCAGGCACCAACAACUCAACAGACGUUCAGGCGAGGAUUAACUCCGGAGAAAGCAUUCAUGUUAUCAGGGGCACAAAAGGGACAUAUAUCAGGACAUCCGAUGGCCGAAUCUUUGCCAUUAGAGCAGCUAACAAGGCUAAGACUGUGGAUGAGAGUGUUGCAGCUCCUCCCAAAGACUUGAAGGCUCCAACUCAGGAAGUUUCCUCCGGUGGCAGCAAUGGUUGCAUAUCCCCUGACAGGAAACCGAAGGUACCCGCCAAAGCUGUGCCCCGCCCUCUUUCCCCCGACAGCCCAGAGAUCAUCAGCGAGCUGCAGCGCUACGCGGCCGGCUCGGGGUCUGACGCCACAGACGGAGAAGCUGAGAGCGGCACGAACGCCCCGCCUUCUAACAAGCUGCUGCAGAAAAAUUGUGGCAGCACUUACUCUGGGGAAGCCUCGAGCCACCAUGAUGCCUCAGUUACUAAUGUAACCCAGUCGAACAAGGACACCUGCAUUCCCCAGGAUUUGAGAAUAGGCAGCAAGCGUAAAGCCCCCAGCCCAUCGAUAGAGGAGCGAGCCGGCAAGCAGCCAUACGCAGGAAAGCACUCCUCAUCUUCGCCAGGGUUCCCAUUCUCUGGGGGCUAUGGCCUUCCCCCGAUGGGUCUCAACUCGGCCAUGUUGGGCGGUUCAGUGUGGCAUCCCCUCUUCAUGGGGUCGAGCUCACACUACUUCCAGCCACCCAACAGCCAGCUGGCCGACCCCACUUACAUGUACCGAGACAUGUUUGGCUUGAGCGGAGUCAGCGUCGCCCCUUCUUCCUCAUCUCAGUCUUCGUCGACCACAGUCACAACUUCUGCCUCGUCAUGUCCCUCUACGUCAGUCAGCGCCGCCGGUUCUCUGACGGGAGCCCUCCCGCCGUACAUGUUGGGCCCCAGCAUGGCUGGGAUGCUCCCGCCAGGCUUCCCUCUGUCAUACAGUCCGUCUCUAGCCGGCCUGUACUCUGGACCGAUGCUGCCAGGUCCAGCUGCCACCCCAGGUCCAGCCGGAGCCAGUUUCCUGUCUCAGUACCCCCAAACUGCAGCCUCUGGCUCCUCCUCCUCCUCCUCCCCUUCCUCGUUUUCCCCUUCAGCGCGCUCAGAAAGCCACCGCAUCCCGGUUCUGGAGAACGGCGGGGAGGUCAGUGGCGGCAGCAGCUCUGAUGAUGAUGAUGACGUCAUCGAGAUGAUGGGACAGUAAGACAACUUUCAGUUCGACGUGUUAGUCAGACUGCAGUGUCCUCUGAGGGAGGAUGGACAACGAAUUAAGGAAAGUUAAGGUCUAAGAUCUUCAUUUUGGUCACCUGUAUUGCCUUGGAGGAACAACCUGAAGGGUGACUGAAUAGACUGGACACUGAGUGACAAAUGUUGAUGCUGAAUAUCAAAAUGUGAAGCAUUUAAAAAUAUCCAGAGGGGAUGAAAGGGGAGGGUUUUAAAUUCUAUGGACUUUGAGCUUCCAGAUUUGUUUGUCCAAUCCUGGUAUUAAAAAGCUCAUCACUGGACUGAGAACUGCUGAGUGUGAGCCUGUAGUGACUACAAACCGCCAUUAGUUGAACUGUCAACGUUAGAGAUUCUGCAGUAGUUCUGCAGCUUUGCAAAACGUGAAGACUCUUUGCUCAUAGCUAAUCAAAAUGGCAGCCAGAAGCUGGAGUUUCUCUUUAUGUGAUGGUUGAGGUUUUCUUUAAGUGAGGUUUUGUUAAAUAGUUCUAACUUUUUUUGGUAUAUUUAAAAUAAAUGCAGAUCAGUCGAACCCAAAGCCUGACGAUAACAGCCAGUCUGUUAAGAGCCUUAGAACAACUCUGCUCUAUCACAGCAAUCCAUGUGAAGGCUCUUUGAUGAGUGUAAACCAUCAUUGCGUUUGCUUUUGGCUGGAAUUUACACAGACGCUGAUGAUUACAUAAACAGGAAAUUGAGGUUGGAGGAUGUGCGCCACCAGUGAUCUUCCCAUGUGAAACGCACACUGAGAAUGGAACAUGUAAAGUGUCUGCAGUUAGAGUCACAUUUUGAUAUUAAAAUUAAGGUUUUUAAGAAGAAAAAAUGUAAUUGGAGUUUAAGUGGACAUUAUUUUAUACGUUUUUGCACUGCCUUGCCAUGCGUAUUAGGCAGUCCAGAAACGUGUGCUUUUUCCUCUGUUGCAACUCUGCCUCCUGUGCCCACUCCCUGUGUAAAUAAUUAGCGCCAUCUUUCUCAACAUCAUCACCAAGUUUACUUCCUAGAGUAUGAAGCUUUGGCAAUUGGAGUUUUCUUAAGAUGGUGGAAGGCUGCUUUGGUCUGAGCUUCUUUCGGACUAGACAUUAGCAUUAGCCUUUAGCCCAAGCUAAUCAGGAUUUUGACUAAAUGAAGACACCAGAGUUAGCCAAGGCAGUAGGAGUCUAACUGCUUAAAACAUCAUAUCAGAGCCUCACUUUGAAAAUCCUGACCUAUCCCAUUAAAGAAAAAUCUCCUUCCAGCUGAGGUAGCUUGUAGUAAAUGUGUUCAGUAAGUGAAAGUUUUGUCAUUUGUUGAAUACUGCUACUGAAUAUUUCCUUGGACAUCUAAAGAAAAUAGCUAAAAAUAUCAAACCAAACUCAGAAAAAAAAGAAUUGUUGCGCUUAAUACAUCACUGCCAGGACAGGAUGUCUUGUAUUUUUUUUCUCUUUGAAGGGUGAAAUGAUGUGACAUCUUAAGGCUUGAUGAGGUUUGAAAACAUUUUACUGAAACUUAAAAACUCCAGUGAAAUAAGAAUGUACGAAUAAUCAAAUGCCUUCAUAUCGGGCCUUUUUCUGUCUGAAAAGAUUCCUUCUAUUUAGGCGUGGGUUGUGGGAUGGUUUUCUUUUUUUCUUUUUAUUAAUGUCUACUGUAUUUUUAUGUACGUAAUCUACUUUUACAAAAAAAAACAACAAACAAACAGGUGAUCGCCUAAAAACAGGCAGGUGGAAAAGAAAAAAAAAAAGCUAAUGAGGCGUCAUCCUUGUAGCGGAGAAACAACCAACAGAAGAUGCCUUUAUUUGCCUCCCAUCUUUCUGAAUGUUAGCUGUGAGAAAGAAGAGGUAAAGGGAGACUGGAUCUCACCCACAGUCUUACUGUAGCCUAGUUGAAAACGAUGCAAAACACUCACUAAAGCCUAUAUGUACUGAUACGACCCUAGGGGGCGCUGGGCUUCACAGCCCCCCGCCCCGCGGUCCCUCAAAGCUUUGGUUACGCUCGUGUUGUUACUGUGUUUGUGUCGGCGCCUUGUCUUUCUAAAGGUUACAAAAGGAAUCAUUUUCAAGAAGUGAAAAAUGCAAACGUCCGACGUCAAUUCAUGCUUUCACUCUGCUGCGUUGUUUUGUUUUUUCUCACUCAUUGUCUCUCUGUCUGGUGCUGUGAGCAGAGUUGAAACGUAAAACCAAACUUCAUUUUGGAGAUAUCGUGUGGCUUUUCCAAAAAACAAAAACAAAACAAAAAAGAAACACAGCACAAACUCACUAGAAAUCUCAAAAACAAAGAGGAUCACAUUUUAGAGCAGGUAUUGAUUGCAGAGCAGAAGUU
Messenger RNA from Xiphophorus couchianus (Monterrey platyfish), 7001 nucleotides. RefSeq names its product helicase ARIP4-like. Gene Ontology annotation, molecular function: ATP binding; ATP hydrolysis activity. The transcript has 23 exons. Gene Ontology annotation, cellular component: nucleus. The coding region runs from base 175 to 4692 and encodes 1505 amino acids. Lineage: Eukaryota; Metazoa; Chordata; Actinopteri; Cyprinodontiformes; Poeciliidae. The record is from RefSeq and is a predicted model, not a curated record.